GACCAGAUUGCUCAAAAUGCAUAGCCCAAAUACAUCACAUUAUUCAGAUCAAUUCCGUCUUCUAAUUUCUUUAUCGAAAAUUAAAAAUAUUUAACUAAUGAAUCAUUGCUAAGAUCAUUAGCAAUGAAAUUCAAAUCGCAUACCAUUUUUGUUAGGAAUCAUCAAUUCUAUGUUGACAUUUGGGUACCAAUAUAUCACUAGAUAAUUCAUCAUUUUCUAAGUAAAUAUUUGUCAAUACAUAAGUUGAUUACCAAAAUUGUCAAUUUCUAUUGUUUUCCUGUGAGUAAUCAUGUCUGUUAGAAAUGUGAUUUGUUGCCGUGUUAAUGUAUGAUGUAUUUAUUUUUAGUUGAUAAAUUACUAUAUGUAUUAUAAUUAAGUUAUUUCAACUCAACAUUCCAUUAGACCACUCAAAUUCUUAAUAAAAUACGAUUGCUUGUGUAAUGGCGUGAAGUUUAAAUUCACUUGGUAUUGUUUACUUGAAUUUUCCCAUUGAUGUUUAGGACUGCAAUUGAUCAGUCUCAUAUGGGAUGCAGGUACAUCCAACUGAUGAGCCACUAUCCAUCUCUACUUGCAAUGCUUAUGUAUUUAGGCAAUAUCGAGGCAAUACGCACAGGAUGCACAUAUACCAAUAAGAGACUGAUCAAUUACAGUCGUAAACAUCAAUGAGAAGAUACAAGUAAACCAAUACCAAGUUUAUUUACAUUCAUAAUCCAUAAUUUGAUUUUAAUUCUAAAUAAAACUCUAAAUGUUUUGUGAUAUUCACAUUUUAGCCAAAUUCACGUUGACUCUCAUUGAAGAAGCAAUCAAUAAAUUGAACUAUUCACAGCUAAUAGAGAAUCAGAUUACAUUCAUAAAGACUUAAGAUCAAAUGAAAAAAAAGCUGUGUAAUGCUCAAAUCAUUUUUCGUUGUAUAUUCGAGUUUUGUACAAUUACAUUCACUCAACAUUUUAAUCAUUAUUUAUCCUUAAUUAAGACUGAAUUAGUGGAGUCCAUGUGAUUGCUUUUAUACGAUGGGAGAAGUACUGAUAUUGAUAUUUAUAUAUCGGGAGUAUAAAUAUACUUUGAAAUGAUUAAUACAAACGAAGUCUUUUCAGAUAAAAAAGAAUAUUUACUUUCACAUUUUAUAUAAACUAAACUAAGUGAAUAUUCUACCUACUGCCAUUCAAAUGUUGUCAAGUUUUUAUUUGUUUGAACUAUUUGCUUAUAUCUUCCGUCAAAUUGACUUUUCAAAUGAGCUGUUAACUGUAGACCCGUACCAUAUGCUGCUCUACCAGUGGUUGAACAAGAACUAGAACGACUUCAGAAACUAGGUGUCAUUGAACCAGUGAAUUUCUCAGAAUGGGCCGCACCGAUAGUAGUAGUAAAGAAGACUAAUGGUAGCGUUCGUUUAUGUGCCGAUUACUCAACCGGGUUUAAUGAAGCCUUAGAAACUCAUCAGUAUCCAUUACCCUUACCUGAAGAUCUUUUUGCUAAACUGAACGGAGGUAAGCUUUUUGCAAAGUUGGAUUCAUCAGAAGCUUAUUUACAAUCCCUGUUGCUGACGAGUCUGAAAACCUGCUUACCAUAAACACAUACAAGGGUCUAUUCCGGUAUAAUCGACUACCCUUCGGAGUCAAGACGGCCCCAUCCAUAUUUCAGCAAAUAAUGGAUACUAUGCUACAAGAUGUUUCAGGUGCUGCAACUUACCUAGAUGAUAUAAUAAUUAUGGGAGUAGAUAGAGUAGACUUAGAAAAGAAGCUCGACCAGGUGCUGACGCGAAUAGCCGAAUAUGGACUGCGACUUCGUCCAGAGAAAUGUGACUUCUGUAUGCAAAAAGUACGCUACCUUGGGUUUAUGAUCGACAAAGAUGGAAGAAGACCAGAUCCGGAGAAUACCUUGGCAGUGAAAACUAUGCCCAGACCGACGGAUGUCCCCACGCUACGAUCCUUCUUGGGACUAGUUAGCCAUUAUGGAGCUUUUAUUCCGAAACUUCAUCAAUUACGUGCCCCCCUGAAUAACCUUCUGGUGAAGAAUAUAAAAUGGAUUUGUUCUGCAACUUGCCAAGCCGCUUUCGAUGAAAUCAAGAAAGUACUAGUCUCGGAACUGCUGCUCACCCAUUACGAUCCAUCCUUACCCACUGUAGUGGCAUCAGACGCAUCAAACUACGGCAUUGGAGCAGUUAUUUCUCACAUCAUGCCAGGUGGAUCCGAGAAAGCGAUAUCACAUGCGGCGAGAUCGUUAACGUCAGCAGAACGUAACUAUAGUCAGAUCGAGAAGGAAGCAUUGUCGAUUAUCUUCGCUGUCAAGAAAUUUCACAAGAUGAUAUUUGGACGUCAGUUCACCCUAUUAACUGACUAUAAAUCAUUACUAGCCAUCUUUGGGUCGAAGAAAGGUAUACCUGUAUACACCGCAAACAGACUGCAACGUUGGGGAACUACACUCUUGGGUUAUGACUACAAGAUCAAGUACCAGCACACUACUGAUUUUGGACAAGCUGACGCUUUAUCUAGACUGAUUGGUUCACAAGUAAAACAGAAAGAAGACACUUUGGUGGCAGCAAUCGAGACGGAAACAGAAGUACAUCGAGUUUUGGAAGACACAGUUCAUGGUUUACCAGUUACUUUCAAGGUCAUUAAAGAAGCCACGGAAAAUGAUAAGACUUUAAGAAAUGUUAGUGGUUAUCUUCUCACCAAGUGGCCGAACCGUCGUUUUCAAGGAGAAAUGCUACAAUAUUUUCGCCGACGGGACUCACUUAUGAUGGUCGACUCAUGUAUUAUGUUUGGUGACAGAAUUAUUGUUCCAAAAGUAUUACGCUACAAGGUUCUGAGACAAUUCCACGGCGGUCAUCCUGGUAUCAAUAAGAUGAAAGCGUUGGCUCGAAGCUACGCAUACUCGCCUACGAUGGAUCAAGAUAUCGAAACCAGAUGCCGCAAUUGUUCAUCGUGCCUACAUACAGCCAAACGUCAAGGCAAGUGUGAACCGCAACAAUGGGAAAGGCUGAAUAGUCCCUGGGAGAGGCUGCAUGCAGACUUCGCCGGUCCAAUACGAGGAAGAACGUAUCUAGUCGUAGUAGACGCGCUCACAAAAUGGCCACAAAUCUACGCCAUGGUGAAUUGCACAGCCAGUGAAACAGUCAGCAAGUUAUCCGACCUGUUUAGCUGCUUUAGAGUCCCGCAGACUUUAGUGACCGAUAACGGCUCACAAUUCACUGCGGAAUCAUUCAAGCACUUCUGCAACGUUAAUGGGAUUGCACACAUACGAUCUCCACCGUAUCACCCCCAAUCAAAUGGCCAGGCAGAGUGCUUCGUGGAUACAUUGAAAAGAGCACUACUGAAAGGGGGAGGCGAAGGGACGACAGGGCAGGUGAUCACAAACUUUUUGACAUCCUACAGAUCCACCCCGAACCCGAAUGUUCCAGACGGCAAGUCUCCCGCGGAAACCAUGUUCGGAAGGCGUAUUUGAACCGUCUUCGAUGAUGAGCGCAGUCACGAUCCAAGUAUCCGGAACUUCAAUCUUGGCGACAAAGUUUACAUUAAAUCCUACAUCGGGAAGAACCGAUGGGAACCGGGAGAAGUUGUGCAAAAACUGGGGGGAGUUCUGUACAGAGUCCGAGGAGCUUUUAGAACAUUUAUUCGACACGCAAACCAAAUCCUUAAGGAUAAAAGAACGUUGCAGACUCGAAGUAACCGGGCGAACUUCCCGUUGGAUUGAAUCUUAGAUGCACCAAUGCCACAAAUGCCCAGGAACACUGAAAAGAUACCUUGGACAAGGAAAACAACAAGAAUAAUGGGACGCCGUCGCUACCCAGUCGUCAAACUACAAGUAGAUCCCAGAAGAAAUCAUAUUCGCGGGGAGGUGUUGAGUCGGCUUCCGGAGAACUUCAACGGAGCCUCCAGAGGCUCAAAAGGAGCCGAAGGUUCCUAGCCAAUCAGAGUACGAUGGAACGUUCGAGAAUUCCAGCGUGGCGUGCUAUUAUUGGUCGGUAGCAUAAUAUGACGUUAACGGAUUGGUUGAAAUAUGAUGUUGAUUUAACAGACUCCAACAUCUAUAAAUACCCUUGAUUUUCUGUACAAAAAUGAACCUAGGAAUAAAGUAUUUUCUCUCAU
Schistosoma curassoni is the source of this 4085-nucleotide messenger RNA. The record is from the annotation of a GenBank genome assembly. NCBI's taxonomy places the organism in Eukaryota, Metazoa, Platyhelminthes, Trematoda, Strigeidida, Schistosomatidae.